Molecule: messenger RNA, 943 nt
Organism: Bombus pyrosoma
Lineage: Eukaryota; Metazoa; Arthropoda; Insecta; Hymenoptera; Apidae
Exons: 2
Coding region: 282-611 (109 amino acids)
Source: RefSeq, a predicted model, not a curated record
CGCGCAUGGCCAAAGCCGUUGAGACUCGAAAAAUAAAGCAAAACGACCAGGUAAAAGGUAAAACAAUUUCGUUUCAUCGAAAACAGGUACUCUUUCAUCGAGGCGCCAAAUGAAUUUUCGAGGAGGGUGAUUAAUGUUCUCGGCAACGCGGUCGAUUAAUCAGCUGUCGAUUAUGCAAAUUUUUAUUUGGCGCACGCUUCGCGAGAAAGUUACGGUAAAAUUGACCGAAAGAAGAACAAGAAACGAGGCCUACCGCCAAGUACAAGGCGUACAACGUCGAGAUGAAACUUCCACGGAAAAGAGGUUUCUCGGGAGAAUCGGCGGAGAUUUUUGCUUGGUCGUGCCGCACACGAGGCGCGUAUGCAAAGAGAGGCCGAGACGGCCUCAUAACGUACCGUAAUAUGCACACUUUCUUAAAAUCCACAUAUCAAGUAGACAUCGUCUGGAGGGUCCAGAUUACAGCGCGACAAAAAGCCAAGUCGUCCCACUUUUCUCUAAUUCGCGUGAAGGAGCAGCCGCAGAACGGUGCAUUAUGUCCCCGGAACUCGCACAUCAAAGUGAGUUCACCAGCGCCGACCUGCACCUUUUUAUCCGACGCGACUCUUCUUUGAAAACUCUUCUCAGAGCUCGUAGUCCGCGAAUCAACAGAAAUAUUAUUCUCUCCGGUCGAGGACACAAAAAGAAGCAGCGAGAGUUGCGCGUUGAAAGGCAUAUUUAACCCUGUCUUGUGCAGGUUGACGAGCAUCAAAGAGGAAAAUCCAGUGGGUUACGCUGAACGUGGAAAGAACGCUACCUAAAAAUAGAGAAUCGCACGAAACGCGUGUGGUACCGACGACGACCUCGCCCCAAAAAGGGGAAGGGACGAAGGAGGGCUGACAAUGAGCACGGUAGGAAACAGGAGAUCCAGCCGACAGUGUGACAUUUCAGUGAUUUAGCGAGACGA